Dermacentor andersoni is the source of this 7860-nucleotide messenger RNA. Its product is annotated as mesoderm induction early response protein 1-like. The record is from RefSeq and is a predicted model, not a curated record. NCBI's taxonomy places the organism in Eukaryota, Metazoa, Arthropoda, Arachnida, Ixodida, Ixodidae. Gene Ontology annotation, biological process: negative regulation of transcription by RNA polymerase II. Gene Ontology annotation, cellular component: nucleoplasm. Gene Ontology annotation, molecular function: transcription corepressor activity; histone deacetylase binding.
UUGGCGAGCGGAGGAGACCCAUUGCGACAAACACAGGGCGCUAUAAAACUGCUACGGAUUUCGCGGGUCGCGUCCGCCCCGGCCUUGCAUUAUAGGUAAUCGCCUGAACCGCGCGCUUUUUUGUUGUUAUGUGGUCUCCCACCGCUGCCUAUGGCUGCUGUCAGUGUAUACGAGAUUCCCUGCAUGAACCCGAGCCGCAGGAAAUAAACGCGCGCCCGAUGCCUUUCCAGCGGCAAGCUCGUUAAACAUUGCAACCCUGAGCGCAGCGCGUUCGCACCGUUAGCGUCACUUUGCAGACGACGAUCGGUGCGCGCAGGCGGACGAUUUUAGCGCGUACGUUCGGUUCGAACCAGCGACAGAUCUAAAGCGCGCGAUCAGACCGACCCCUGAUAAGCCCUCUGCGAGGCUUUCCCUCCGCUGUCGCGACAACCGCCAGGACCGAUAAGCCAGUUCGACGCCUCUGCUAGCCGUUUCACGAAGCGGUCCGAAGUGCGGUGCACAAAUCACCUGCGAAACGGUAGCAGACGAUUGCCCUCCUCUCGGAACGUAUUGCCCCGCGUUUACGACCACAGCGCCCGCAAGUCGCAUGUUCGCAUGUUUGCAGCGCUGACGCCGAGAGACGUGACGCCAACACAAGCGAUGGAUCCGCGGCAGACAGUGAUCAAGAUUUUGACCCCUCUGCUGAGAUGCUUGUUGAUGAGUUCGACGACGAGAAGACAUUAGACGAGGAGGAGGCCUUGGAGAGCGACGCCAGUGACGACGAACUCAACACGCUGCAAAAGGAAGGUGAGAUGCCUCUAGAAGACCUUCUUGCCAUGUUUGGGUACAAGGACGGAGAACGGGUCGGUGGUGAGCCCGAGUCUGAGGAGGAAGAGGAGGACUCUGAUGAGGAGGAAGAAGAAGAUGGUGACACCGCUGAGGAAGUCCCAGAGAGUUCUGCCCCUAAGGUGGCAGCAGACAAGCCAGUAACGGAGGCACCAAACAAAGAGCCGGUGCCAAUGCUGGCACCAAAGGAAGUGCCGCCAUGUGCCGCUGUGCCCACCCUGGUACUUCCACCGCCUGUUGAGGCCAAAGUGCCAACAACCACAAAGACUCCGUCCCCUGUCACCCGAGCGACGCCCACACCUCCCCAUCCCCCGCCGAGGCGUGAGCACCGGACUACUUCCACAGCUCAUCUGCUGCGAUCUGUCUCCCAUGCGAGUGAAUCUUCAAACUCCGACUCCGAUGAGGACUUCACACUGGAGGAGUACUGGAAGAAGAACUCAAACUUCAGUGACGUCAACAUACUGGGACCAGCAUACGCAAGAGUUCCACAUCAGACCAUACAAGUUGGUUCGGAAUACCAGGCCACCAUUCCUGUGGGGCUGUGUAAAUAUGAUGAUGCGCCAGCUUAUGAGAACGAAGAUCGAUUGCUCUGGGAUCCGGCCAAGCUCUCGGACAGUGAUGUGGAGGACUACCUUUCCACGGCUCAGGAGCCGACAGCAAACACCAUGGGGAGCAUCAACUCAUUACCCCUGGGCAGUCACACUCGAGAUGACGAACAGGCGCUGUACUUGCUGCUGCAGUGUGGACACAACGUUGAGGAGGCGCUGCGGAGGCGGCGGAUGAACCCCACCAUACCCACAAAGAUGAGCCUUUGGUCUGAAGAAGAGUGCCGGAGUUUUGAGAGUGGCCUUCGGUUGUACGGCAAGGACUUCCACCUCAUCCAACUACACAAGGUCCGUACGCGCUCGGUUGGUGAGCUUGUGCACUUCUACUACCUGUGGAAGAAGACGGAGCGGCACGACAUCUUUGCCAGUAAGGUGCGCCUCGAAAAGAAGAAGUAUGCUCUGCACCCCGGAACCACGGACUACAUGGACCGCUUCCUGGAUGAGCAGGAGAACUCCCAGCAGCAGCAGCAACAGCAGCAGCCGCGUGACCGGUCCACAAGCCCAAAUGAAGCAAAGCGGCCAAGGCUCGCACUGCCCAUGCAGCUCACAAGUCAGCUUGUUGGUCCCCAAGAGAACGGUCGUGAAGCGUCCGCCGCAGCUUCCCUGACAGUGGCCACUGAUCCAACACGCGAGAACGGCCGCGACCGGCUCUGGACGGCGCCGGCAAGUUCAUCGGAUGAAGAUGAUCUCCCCCUCAUCGCCACCACUGCUAGACCAACACUGGGCAAGGUGGCAGUGACAGUGGCAACACCAGCUGCGGCUCCAAGUGGCAAUGUUGUACAGGUCCUGAACAAGAUGGCAGCCACCAAUCUGGUCACCACAGUGUCUGCAACACAGCCACUUGUCGGGGUGACUGAACGGCCCCACACAGUGGUUCCUGACGAGUGAUGUGGCGGCGGCCACUGGUGUCCACGUGCAGAAUCUCUCUGCUCCUUUGCCGACGCAUCCAUCCCUCCAUCACACGCCAGAGUUUAGAAGAAAAAAAAAAAAUAAUCACAGAACUUGGGACCAAGAGCGCUGUCACAGCGCAAACAGCGUUUCACAUCAUGAACUGCUCUGGUGCUGUGCGGGUGGAGCAUUUCGUGUUGCGCCCUCUGGUGACAGCACUGCACUUUUGCUUAUUACUUAACACGCAGCAUGCCGAGCCCUUUUCUGCGCCAGACGGCAAACGGGGAGAAGGAAACGCUUGCAGAAUGUGAUGUGCAUACUGUCACGAGGGCCCCUGGAGCGGCACCAGGCUUCGUCAAAGCCGCCUAGUGUGUGCACCAUUCUGCACGACUGCCCGGAGGCAGGUCAAGCGCUGUUGCCGCUGUGUUGUUACUUAGUCUACCUUGUGAAGGUUGUAAAAAUGAGGUGAAUUUGGUCCUGUUGAUGUCCUCGAAUGUGACAAUUGUAUCUGGCUUAACGAAGGUUAUGUUAACGGAGUAACACACACAGUCCAGGCCAAGAAUAAUGAAACUCGCAUAUUGGUGCUCAUCAUUGUCUUCAUAGUUUUUGUGCCAUGGUGAACAUUGAGAUGGCCAAAGCAUUCAGCUGGUACUCUUAGCACCGUAUUUACAAAUGGACCGAUACUUGUGAACUCCCAGUAGUGGAGAAACUUGGGCUGGUUGGUGUAGGAUAGUUCAAAUUCUGGAGGACCAGCACUCGGAUGAAGCACACGGAAAAAGAGUGGCAUACACAUUGUGCUGGCUAUCAGUCGUCGUAAGUUUAAUGCUUUUUGCUAUGAACUCUGUACAUUCGCGAAAAAGAACACAGAAAGGAAAAAGCAGUUGGGAACAUGCUGCAGACCCAUCGCACAUAUAUAAUAGUAUCUCCUUUUUAUGCACAAGCAGCAACGGUGUGCUGAUGAACAAGUCUCUCUAUUUAAAAAAAAUUUUUUUUUUUGUGUGUAUGUCAAAAAGGCCUGAAAUAUUUUCCAGGCACUCUGCUCAUGGUAUUCCGUACAUCUUGUUUUUUUCAAAUGUAAAAAGUUGAAAGCAGUGGCAAUAUGGUUGCUAAUCAGCGGUGUGCGUGUGUGCCGCUCUUUUCUGUGUAUUUUGUCCGAGUGGUGGUACUCCCAAAUUUGAACUUGAGAACUCUCCUUUGACUCUCUGCGUCGUGCAGGACUGCACCACCCCAAGACUGAAGUAGACAUUGCACUUUGGUAAUGCUGCCUGGUAAUUUGUGCAGUGUACUUACGAGGGUUACCAAAGAACAGUGACCAUUUCAGUUGAGGGGACGGUCGCCCUCCAUUUGCCGGAGUUGAAGCGGGGCAUUGAGGUAGAGGAACAUUCAAUGAAUACAGGAAUUUGCGGUACCAGCGCUGCAGAAGCAUAACCGUGCCGAAGCGCAAAUAUCAGAUGUGUCAAAACUCGUUCAAAUUGCAGGACACGCAGUAGGACUGUGUGUUGCUGCCCGCAGUAGUUGGUGUAAAUAUUUUAGCUUGACGGUCGUUACCACUUACCCCAUCAGCUGUAUCCAUCGUGCUUGUCAAGAAUGUGCAGCCAGCAGAGCUUUGUCACUCGGGCAUCCGUACUAGGGCGAUCGUACUGGAAGAUUGUGAACCAUCGUCUUGAAUAUUGGGAAGAGGUCUGUUGCUUCAUCACCAACAUGUCUGAGGCAAGCCCGGCGACAUGUCAUCGACUGAAUGCUUCCAGACAUGCAUAGUGCCCGCCUCGCGAUGAAACUAAUGCCACAAGCAGCGCUGCAUCAAGCUGUGCUGCUGUCGAAGACAGAGACUUCUUGUGGUAGAACUAACCAAGUCAACACGUCCCUGCUGGUUGCCGUGGCAAACCACACUUUCAUCUCACAGUGAACGCAACAAGCGUUAUUGCCAGAAAGUGCCUUCUAUGAACCCACCAUCACCACCACUGACAGAGCUGAAGGACUGUGCGCCGAGUUUAAACCCGAAUUUGGUGUGGUACGGGGGGGGUGGGGGGGUUGAUCCGCUUCUUCUGUGGUGGGUGUUUUCAAAGGGUAAGACGACCCUUUCACGUGCUGUCAACCUUCUUUCGUUGCUUCGUUUUGCUACUUCUUUUAAAAUUAAAAGUGUAUACCGUAUUGUAGCAUAGGUGAAGUACCCAAAGAACAAAAAAAAAACACCACCUUGUUGACGUUCAUCUAUGUUCUGUAUUUUUUUUUUGUCACUCCAUUUAUGUUAUAUUUUGUGUACACUGUUACACUGUUACACUUUGUGUCACACACACGCUCUCGCCUUGUUUUUAAUCACAAGCAUGUGUUCCGUCUUUUGAGACGUGAACACUGCAAACUUAUUGUACCAUUGUUACUAAUAUAGGAGAUGCAUUUUGCCAGGUGACUUAUACACAGCGGGUGAAACUUGGCUAGAUUUGUGCACAGAUUUUAUUUUCCCUCUGCGGUGUUUAAGUCAUGGAUGCAUCCUUUUUUUUGUCAUUGUUGCCAGAGAGAGCUGCAGGUGGCAGUCAUGAACCUUGUGGUCAUUUCAUUCUUGUCUGCUGUGCAGGAGAGCGCUCACUGUUAGCAUUGUUUAGGUGCGGUCACUUGCUUUCACAAGUUUGAAAGCAUGGCGGCGCACACGUUUUUGUUCUUCUGUAAAUUACCGGAUCUGCGUGCCGCCAGAACUGUGUUGGUAAGCAGCAUUUGAACUAAUCCAGUUGACUUCCGUUAAUUUGACCCUGAUGGCACCGACAAAAUUGAUCGAAUUACACAAGAUGCAAAAAGGAAACUGCCGGAACGUACUGCUGAUUCAUUUGGCAGUAUUUGCCAUAGUCUAACUCGCCCCUGAAGCAAUUGCGUACCCACUUUUAAUGCGUCCGAAGUGGAAAACUAACGUAGAAGUUACGUUAAAGCUCCUAAACAAACUAAAAAUCGAAUGUGCACCCAAUUAUUAAACAAGCACGUAUUGCACAGUGGUGGCCGGUUGCCUGAAGUCAGCUUCACUGCACUUCUUUUUUUAAAGCUAGCAGUACAUUUUUGUUAUGCGGUUAAAGGACAUGGACAUUGUGGAGGCAGUUUUGGCUUCAUAUCCGAUAGCACCGUGCAGGCAUUUUUCGGUCUAAUUUUGCUGGAAAAAAAAAAAAAGGUGAGUGUUACAAUCGGGUAAAUGUCGAAAUCAGACAUUGGGAGCUACAUUGAAAAUUUUCCUAGGGCAGACUGAAAAUACUAGGUGUUUUCGAGAGAUGAUGAUGUGUGCUCAAAGCAUUCACUGUCCCCUAAACUCCACCCAGACACUGCCACUAACGGAAUCUCCAUAGAGGUCAGGCAAAUACGUGCCGAGUGGCCAAGUUCGAAUUAUCCAGCGAAUGCCAAUUUUUGAGUAAAAAACUAAUGUUCGGGCCCAUUGAAGCACAUGGGUGCUGGCUGGGACCUUCGGUCGGGAUUGAACUAAUAAAAAAAAUUUUAUCAACCGGAAUCGAAUUAGCGGAAGUCUGCUGUAUAAUGCUAUUGGCAAGGGGACAGGACAUGUUUUGUCUGGUUCAGAUGACAUUGGCAAUUUCUUGCACAAUUUGCAUUGCACAAGUGCAACUGCUCACUGCCGUGGUUGCUUCAGUGUAUGCUCCACACUCCGUUUCAUACUUGGCAGGCAACGCUGUAGAAGCUACGCGUGCAUCGCGGUGAUAAAGUCGUUUCACAGUGUAGUUGCUUUUGAUCUGCGACACUUUCUAUGGUUAACUACUUCCUAUAUUACAACUGCAACUUGCGGACGCAAGGUUACGUCAAGUCAUGCAUUACUUGUGCCACUUUGUAUUGCCAGUGUGCAACAUACUGUUUCGGUUUCGAGCGCGAGUAGUGCGCUGUGGUCACCGGUUGCACAGUUGCGUCACUCUGCUCGUUCGAUCGCCAACAGGUUCAGAUCUAAAAAGCCUUCCAUGCGCAUUUUGCAACACAAAAGUAUGGGACUUAAUGUUACAUUGAAUCGCACAACGCAUACCUGUGCAUUUUCUGACAUGUGGCACACCCUAUUUUGGCCAGUUAAGUGAGCAUCAAGUGUAGUCGCCCAUAGCGAGCAUAGCCUAAAUAGGGAUGAUUGCAAUGUAUGAAGCAGAGCAUAGUUUAAGUGCAUACAUUAUGCCGAGCAAAAGUUUUGGAGAUCACAGGAGCAGCGAAAGUUUCAGAUAUUAUUCUGGCAUGGGCGCGCGCUUCAUUGGUCAAGCAUGCACGCAUAGGUUGCACCGAUGGAUUUCAGGCUGCUUGUCAAGGCUUUAAGUAGCUUUCACUGCACCUGGGCUCAGAAACUAAUUAUCUCAGUAAUGUCGCGUAACACCAUGCUUGAACGUACUGUUAGCUGUAGGUGAAUGGGAGGGAAAAGGUGAAGAUUUAGAAGGAGUUCUGCAAUGGAUUUUGUGUGGUGGCGUGGCAUGGUUGUUAUCAGACUACAAUGAAGAGAACAGCGAGCUACAUAGCCUGCGACAAAGGCCCAAAGUGGCUGUAUGACCAGGUAGUCUGCGAGAAUGCACGGCCGGCGUCGGUGAUGAAAAAUGCGGCGAAUGAUAACAUGCAUUGGAUAUAGCAGAGAGGGUAGAAGUACUAGGCUCGGAUAUGGUGAUCUGUUUGAAAAAGACUGCAGAGACCUUGGUAGACUUUGGGCAGUAGCAAACCAGCCACCAAGGAGGAUUUCUCAAGGGUGUGAGGGUUUACAAAUUCCAGUUCUGGCAUGAAAGGGCGACAGGUCUUUAUCCGUAAAAACGCCUGCGCUGACUUGCGCAUGCAGCAUAAGGUCUCCCAAGAUUCUUGCUUGCAAUUGUACAAAGAUACGCAGUUGGAAAUGUGUCGAGAGUUGCAUUUUGUGUUGCAUACACUGCAACAGUACAAGAUGGUAAAGGAUAGUAAUGCUGUGCUUGGUGAAUGUUUAUGUGCUAAAAUUUGUUGGACUAGCCAUAAUGCAGGUUUGAGAAAUUUUGUUUGUUAUAAUGGUGGGAGAGGGAGGUACUUUCAACGGAGGAAUAAUUCCUUAUAUUGUAGCCAUGUUUGAGAGGAUAGUUGCCACCCAUUCUGAAAUGCCUGUGAAUGCUAAGUUGACUUCAAUGGUGAGUUUCGAAAAAACAGCUGGCCAUUGCCUGGUAUGGAACAGGCUAUCCAAAGCUAGACUCCACGUCUGCACCAUAACCACCACUGUCUGUACGUGGCCACUUCUGCAGCUCUCAUGUAAUAUGUAUGUACAAAUGCUUUUAAAAUAACAUCAUGUUUUUUGUUGAAAAAAAGUUUGCACUGUUUUAUGUUCUUGUCAUCACGAGAUGUGCAUUUUUCCUUUUCACAUUCAUAACAUGCAGAUUUGCACAGUGUCAUUUCGAUGUCUUUUUUUCCUCUUUCUUGUUAUUACCCUACUACUUUCCACAUACAUGGAGUGUGAGCCCAUCAAAAAAAGUUUUCGUGAUCCCAUUUGUGCAAAUGAACAGGAGAAAAUAGCAAGCACUAUUUAUUGGUAGCAAAUACGCAAUACGAAUGUGAUUUAAUAAAGGGAAAUGUAAUUUUA